AUGAAUCAGCUAUCAAUGAAUCAAAUAACUGGAGGAAGAAGCAGCGCAAGAGGCGAAGAUGAAGAUGAAGAUGAAGAUGAAGAAAGAGACAAUGGAGUCGAGCCUACUGUUGAGGUAGGCACUCGCAGGCCUAGAGGACGGCCUCCCGGAUCCAAGAACAAACUCAAAUCACCUAUAUAUGUCACCCAGGAUAGCCCAAACGCCCUUCGCAGCCAUGUAAUUGAGGUUGCUGGAGGCGCUGAUGUUGCGGAAAGCAUAGCCCAGUUUGCACGAAGGCAUCAACGUGGGGUAUGUGUGCUAAGCGGUAGUGGAUCAGUAGCCAACGUGACCAUAAGACAGCCGGCUGCACUUAGUGCUGCCAUGGUACUUCAAGGCAGGUUUGAAAUUUUGUCCAUAAAUGGGGCUUUCUUGCCCGGUCCAGCCCCUCCAGGCUCGACUGGACUUGCUGUGUACUUAGCUGGUGAUCAGGGACAGGUGUUGGGUGGAAGUGUUAUAGGGCCACUUGUUGCAGCAGGGCCUGUUAUGGUCAUUGCUGCCACUUUUUCUAAUGCAACGUAUGAAAGAUUGCCCCUCGAAGAAGAAGAAGAUGACGCCGAUGGAUCCAACCAGGCUCAGGUACUUGGAAAUUCACCUGGAAUUGGAACCAGUGGAGGGCAACAGCAGCAUGGGAUGUCUGAUCCUUCAUCACUGCCAAUUUACAAUUUAACGCCGAAUUUGUUACCAUAUGGUGGCCAGUUGACUCAUGAUGCCUAUGGUUGGCCGGCACCACCGCGGCCUCCCUAUUGA
Molecule: messenger RNA, 786 nt
Organism: Fraxinus pennsylvanica
Lineage: Eukaryota; Viridiplantae; Streptophyta; Magnoliopsida; Lamiales; Oleaceae
Source: the annotation of a GenBank genome assembly